Penicillium lagena is the source of this 627-nucleotide messenger RNA. RefSeq lists its product as uncharacterized. Bases 1 to 627 code for a protein of 208 amino acids. The transcript has 2 exons. Lineage: Eukaryota; Fungi; Ascomycota; Eurotiomycetes; Eurotiales; Aspergillaceae. The record is from RefSeq and is a predicted model, not a curated record.
AUGGUCCGCUGUAAGUCUCCCCGGCCAGGGUCUCCGAGUUCAUUGACCUUACAAGAGGCUCGUAGACUCCAUAUCGCAUUGCCCUGGAUUGCGAGCCCUAUCAACAACGAUGAAGACCCUCCUCAGCUGUACCGCCAUCCGGAUUCAACGCCCAUCGAGCUCUUCUUCGAUCUGUUCUUUGUGGCCAACUUAUCCACCUUCACCGAUACACAUGAGAUCAACAACGUCAAAGUCUUAGGCGAAUAUGUCGGCUUUCUCGGCGUCAUAUGGUUUACCUGGUUGCAAGUCACCCUGUUUGACAUCCGGUUUGCCCACGACUCCAUCUUCGAGCGGAUUUGCAAGGCCAUACAAAUGGGGGCUAUGGUCGGCUUUGCGUCAGCCGGAACUCGUUUCACGACGCGGAUUCAUCAAGAGAAUAUCUGGGUUUUCCAAUCCCUCAGCUUGAUCCUUGCAGGAAGUCGGAUGUUGCUGGCUAUUCAAUAUGCCAUCAAUGUCGGCUUUUUGUAUCGACGGUUUAGAACUGCCGCAAAAGGGAUUGCGGUCACGGCGGCUAUACUUUGGACAACAGGUCUCCUCUACCUUGGGGUAUGGCUCUUAUUUGAAAAGACUGGAAACGAAAAAUACUGA